Messenger RNA from Parus major (Great Tit), 2416 nucleotides. RefSeq names its product cysteine sulfinic acid decarboxylase (gene CSAD). The transcript is spliced from 15 exons. Gene Ontology annotation, cellular component: cytoplasm. The record is from RefSeq and is a predicted model, not a curated record. The coding region runs from base 408 to 1745 and encodes 445 amino acids. Gene Ontology annotation, molecular function: pyridoxal phosphate binding; sulfinoalanine decarboxylase activity. Gene Ontology annotation, biological process: carboxylic acid metabolic process. Lineage: Eukaryota; Metazoa; Chordata; Aves; Passeriformes; Paridae.
AGCUUCUCCUGGGAGCACCUAAUUCUGAGACCACCUGAUCCCAGGAUCACCUCAUCCCAGGAGAACCUGGUCUCGGCAGCACCUGAUCCUGGAAAAUUCCAACUGGCAGAGAAUUCUGGAAUCACCUUAUUCCAGGAGAAUUUGAUCCUGAGAGAACCUUAUCCCAAGAGCACAUCCUUCCAGGGAGAAGCUCAUCCAGGGAGAUCCCAGGAGAUCCUUAUUCCACAAUCACCCCAUUCUGGGACCACUUUAUCCAAGGAGAACAUUGCCCCAGGAUCGCUUUAUCCCAGGAUUAUCUCCUUCUAGGAGAAGCUCAUCCUGGGACCCCCCCAUCCCAAUACCUUCUGCUAAUCUCAAAGCCAGGGUCCCUCCUGGUGCAUUUCAGGGUGUCCCUGUGUUCUCCUGCCAUGGCUGAGCCCUCUGGGAUUGGGGACAGCAUCCCAUUGGAUGACCCCGGUCUGGACAUCGCCGCUGGGGAGGAAUUCCUGCAGGAAGUGUUCCAGAUCCUGUUGGAGGAGGGUGUGCGGAAGAGCAUGGACGUGACACAGAAGGUGUGUGACUGGAAGGAGCCGCAAGAGCUGCGGGAGUUGCUGGAUCUGGAGCUCCGGAGCGACGGGGAGGGGCAGGAGCGGCUCCUGCAGCGCUGCCGGGACGUGCUGCGCCUCAGCGUCCGCACCGGUCAUCCCCGGUUCUUCAACCAGCUUUUCUCAGGGCUGGACCACCACGCCCUGGCUGGACGGUUCCUCACCGAGACCCUCAACACGAGCCCAUACACAUAUGAGGUGGCCCCGGUGCUGGUGCUGAUGGAGGAGCAGGUCCUGGCCAAGCUCCGAGAACUCGUCGGGUGGAGCAGCGGUGAUGGGAUCUUUGCUCCCGGGGGCUCUAUGUCCAACAUGUUGGCCAUGAAUGUGGCGCGAUUCCAGCGUUUCCCAGAGAGCCGGAGCAGAGGGAACUGGGGCCUGCCUCGCUUGGGCCUGUUUGCAUCCCAGGAGAGCCAUUAUUCCAUCCUAAAAGGAGCUGCUCUCCUGGGAAUUGGCACAGACAAUGUUCACCUGGUGCGGACAGAUGAGAGGGGGAAGAUGAUCCCAGAAGAGCUGGAGAAGGAGAUCCAGAGGGUGAAAGCUGAGGGCUCAGAGCCCCUCUUCGUGUGUGCCACAAGUGGCACCACUGUCCUGGGUGCCUUCGACCCGCUGGACGCCAUCGCCGACGUCUGUGCCCGCCAUGGGCUGUGGCUGCAUGUGGAUGCAGCAUGGGGGGGCAGUGCCCUCCUCUCCCCCCAACUCCGUCACCUUCUUGCUGGCAUCCACAGAGCUGACUCAGUGACCUGGAACCCCCACAAGCUGUUGAUGGUGGGGUUGCAGUGCUCAGCAUUCCUGCUCCGUGACAGCUCUGGGCUCCUGCAGCGCUGCCACGGUGUGGGGGCCUCGUACCUGUUCCAGCGGGACAAGUUCUAUGACGUGUCCCUGGACACAGGGGACAAGAGCCCCCAGUGUGGCCGCCGUGCUGACGGCCUCAAGCUCUGGAUCCUCUGGAAAGCCGUGGGAACCCAGGGACUGGGACAGCGUGUGGAGCGGGCAUUUGCUGCUACUCGGUAUCUAUUGGAGCAGGUGAAGAGGAGGGAGGGAUUCCAGCUGGUGACAGAGCCGGAAUUCAUCAACCUCUGCUUCUGGUUCAUCCCACCCAGCCUGCGGGGCCAGGAAAGCUCUCCGGAAUUCUGGGACAAACUGGGAAAGAAUGGGGUUUGAAGAUCCCUCAGUCCCCCUGGAGGCUCUGGAGGAAGUCGAGAAUUCCAGGAUUAAGCCGGGCGUGCUCAAGGCAGGAUAGGAGCCGGGACACCGUGGCCUCCUGUCGCUCCCGCCGCCACCACUCCCGCAGCAUCUCAAAAUUCCAGAGGACGGGAUUGCCGGGAUUUUCCUCCUGGAUCUGCUCAAGCCGGCUCUGCUCCAGCCCUAGAUGCAGAAUUCCUACUUCCUGCCACUCUUUUCCCAAUCUUUUGGCGACUAGCAUCAAUUCCUUCUCUGUCAAGCGCCGGGGAUUCAUAGGUGGAGCUGGAAUCCCACCAGGAAGAUGUCCUGAAGAGGGGUCCCCCCUCACCUUGGGGGUGUCCCCGUUAGGCUCCCAGGCAGUUUCCUCCGGGAUUUGCUCUUCCAGGGGCAGCUGGAAGCGCUGGAUGAGGUCGAGGCGGCCAAGCUGCCGCAGGAACCCGGCGGUUACACGCAGGGAAUUCCCCGGGAAACGCUGGAGGAGGAUGCGGCACAACUCAGGGCGCGAUGCUGAGUGCAAAAGCCCGGCAGGAACCUGCCCUUCCAUCAGGAACUUGAGGGUCUCAAAUUGCUCCUCCGGGAGAGCUUGGUGCACCUCCAGCAGCGUCCCCCGCUCGUCCUUUGCCAUCAGGGCAAAAAAUCUCACAGGGAAG